UCAGGGAUUGCAAUGGCCAGACCCGGGAUCACACUGCUGUUGCUCCUGCUGGUAUGGGCGACUGCCUGCAGUGCCCAGCCGAGAGUGGCCCAGGCCAAGACCGAACUCCUCAAUGUCUGCAUGAACGCCAAGCACCACAAGGAAAAGCCAAGCCCUGAGGACAAGUUACAUGAGCAGUGCAGUCCCUGGAGGAAGAACUCCUGCUGCUCCUCGAACACCAGCAGUGAGGCUCACAAGGACAUAUCCUACCUCUACAGAUUCAACUGGGACCACUGCGGCAAGAUGGAGCCCGCCUGCAAGCGGCACUUCAUCCAGGACACCUGCCUCUAUGAGUGCUCCCCGAACCUGGGGCCCUGGAUCCAGCAGGUGGACCAGAGCUGGCGCAAAGAGCGCAUCUUGAAUGUGCCCCUGUGCAAAGAGGACUGUCAGCGCUGGUGGGAGGACUGUCGCACCUCCUACACCUGCAAGAGCAACUGGCACAAGGGCUGGAAUUGGACCUCAGGAUUUAACCAGUGCCCGGUGGGAGCUGCCUGCCACCCUUUCCACUUCUACUUCCCUACACCUGCUGAUCUCUGUGAAGAAAUCUGGAGUCACUCCUACAAGCUCAGCAACUACAGCCGAGGGAGUGGCCGUUGCAUCCAGAUGUGGUUCGACCCGGCGCAGGGCAACCCCAAUGAGGAGGUGGCCAGGUUCUAUGCUGAGGCCAUGAGUGGGACUGGACUACCAGGGACCUGGCCUCUUCUGCUUGGUCUUGCCCUUCUACUGCUCUUGCUGCUCAACUGAGUCCGUCCUAAUGUGUGUUGGGUCAACUCCAUGGCUCCCAGCUCUCAGGACCUCUCCAUGUGACAAGUUUAAAUAAACCAAAAACUCCCCA
Ochotona curzoniae (black-lipped pika) is the source of this 874-nucleotide messenger RNA. RefSeq names its product folate receptor alpha-like. Gene Ontology annotation, cellular component: external side of plasma membrane. Gene Ontology annotation, molecular function: signaling receptor activity. Gene Ontology annotation, biological process: sperm-egg recognition; fusion of sperm to egg plasma membrane involved in single fertilization; cell adhesion. The coding region runs from base 13 to 783 and encodes 256 amino acids. Lineage: Eukaryota; Metazoa; Chordata; Mammalia; Lagomorpha; Ochotonidae. The transcript has 4 exons. The record is from RefSeq and is a predicted model, not a curated record.